Molecule: messenger RNA, 1862 nt
Organism: Zeugodacus cucurbitae (melon fly)
Lineage: Eukaryota; Metazoa; Arthropoda; Insecta; Diptera; Tephritidae
Product: allatostatin-A
Exons: 3
Coding region: 257-826 (189 amino acids)
Molecular function (GO): neuropeptide hormone activity
Source: RefSeq, a predicted model, not a curated record
CUGCAUCCGUGAAAAUUCAAAAGUUACACGACUCUUGACCUGUGAACAACGCAAUACAACCAGUACUCAGCCAUAAGUUGUGCGUACAAAAGAAAACACUGCAGCAUAUUCUUAUAUCAACUGUGCCAGUAUUCGGUGUUAAUUAAUAUUCAGCAUUAAAAAGCAACAGUUUGCCGAGCGACACUUGUGUUGCUUAAAUAGUCACCCUCCUACACAAGCACACACACAUAGAGCCAACCAUCUCUGUGCUUGCAAGAUGUCCACCCACCAUCAGCACGCCAUUCAACGCACCCUGUUUGCGCCCACACUGCUACUCGCCACUUCUGCGGCUUUGUUAGCGCUCAUCGCCUAUGCUGAUGCCAAAUCGACGGGCAUUGUUUUACCACAACAACAACAGCAGCAGCAGCAACCGAAUACACUACUCGCCGACAUUGAUAAUGACGAUAUGCGAGACAAUGAUUUGAGCAGCAACGAUGCAGCGAACUACGACAAACGCAUGGAACGCUACGCAUUCGGUUUGGGACGACGCGCCUACACAUACACCAACGGCGGCAAUGGGAUGAAACGCCUGCCCGUCUACAAUUUCGGUUUGGGCAAACGCGCACGUCCCUACUCAUUUGGCUUGGGCAAGCGUGGUGAAUACGAUGAAGAUCAGUACAUUGAUGAGCUGUUGAAUGGCAACUCCUAUGGCAACUCUUAUGGCAAUGGUUACGAUGCGGCAUUUUUUGAUGAAAAACGCAACCGACCCUACAGCUUUGGUUUAGGCAAACGCUCACUACAGGAGCCACCACCACACCGUUACGGUUUCGGACUGGGACGACGUUAAGCGAUGUACAUGCACAUGCAGACACCCCCUCCAUCUCAAAAGACAACAGUAAAACCCCCUUAACUAAUGCAAACCUAAAUAAAUGAAGAAGCGCACGAACUGAAAGUUGAAUUCAAAUGCGGGCAUCAUUUGACUUUCGAGUGGCCGAAGCUGAAAAUAUUUACGAAAUAUCAACUGAAAACAAAUAAUACACACAUACAUAUAUAUUACGAAUAGCAUUUACUUCUAGUCAGCGAUGUUUCUAGUCGACAGUUGGACAGUUGGCCAGAUUUGAGAGCCAAAUUGGUUGGGUGCAGGGCAGAGUUUCCAUACCAUUUGGCUUUCAAAUGCGCCGCUGCGAACAUAAUAUGUCUAAUUUUAUUGUUAUUAAAUGUUAGCAAACACUAAGCUGAAUUUUAAGUUGGGGAGCAUACACACGCACACAUACAUACAUACACUACAUACUAACUGAAAUGUCAAAAAAUAAACAAAAUCGAUUGCCAAUUACAUGUGAAUAUAUAUAUAAUUUUAGAAAAUCAUCAUAUUGAAAACAAAAAAAAUAUAUUUUACAACAAACAUACAUACAUACAUACAAACAAGCAUAUACUAAUACUUAUAUACUAUACUGAAAACAUGUAUGUAUGUAAUAUUUAUCUUAUAUAUGUAUGUAUAUUAUAUAAUAAUGUGUGUACAGUUAUGUAUAAUAGUGGACACUGAAUUGUUGUUGCUGCAGAUAUAUGAACAUAAUGUUAGCUUAUACUUAUGUAUGUAUUUAACGGUUAUUUAUAUAUAUAUAUAUAUAAAUAUAACAUAACGGCAAUUCAAAAAUGGAUUGAAGCAAAAAAAUUAAAAAUAAAAAGAAAUCACAAAAAUAAAAACAAAAAGAAAUCACAAAAAAUACAAAAGCAAAAAGCAAGUAUUAAAGCAAAUUAAGCACAUAUUUUGAAAAAAUAUAAUAUAUCUGUAUAAAAAUCUGUAUGUAUGUAUAUGUAGAGAGAGGUAACCUGAUCUGUAGAAAUGAGUAACUAAAAUAUAAAAGUGCUAAUCAGAGUUAAAA